Messenger RNA from Capsicum annuum, 2209 nucleotides. Its product is annotated as ABC transporter G family member 9-like. The record is from RefSeq and is a predicted model, not a curated record. The transcript has 4 exons. Lineage: Eukaryota; Viridiplantae; Streptophyta; Magnoliopsida; Solanales; Solanaceae. Bases 173 to 2017 code for a protein of 614 amino acids. Gene Ontology annotation, cellular component: membrane. Gene Ontology annotation, molecular function: ATP hydrolysis activity; ATP binding; ABC-type transporter activity.
UGCUAGGCAAACAAAAAAAAAAAAGCGGCAUUAAUAAACUUUAUAUUAGAUUCAUCUAAUUGGUGCCUGUACAUAAGUUACCCGACCACAAGCUCUGCACCUUUUCCUCCCAAGGGAAGAGAGGAAGUUUAACCCUUUAAAAUAAAAUUUUUAAAAAGGGCCUCAUAUUGAAAUGGAGACGGAGGACAUACAAAUAAGUCAGAUGGAAAGUGCCUCCAUUUUCAAGAAAACUAAUCUUCCUGUCACUCUCAAGUUUGAAAAUGUUGUGUACAAGAUUAUGCCCAAGACUGAAGGUAUGUUGAAAAAUUCCUCGAAUUCAGAAGAAGAGAAAAUAAUCUUGAAGGGGAUAACCGGUAUAGUUUUCCCUGGUGAAAUGCUGGCGAUGUUAGGCCCAUCGGGGAGUGGUAAAACGACUCUGUUAACAGGGCUAGGAGGGCGGCUGAGUGGCCGGCUUGAUGGCAAUAUAACUUAUAAUGGAAAGCCCUUCAAAAAUUCCAUGAAGCGUUACACUGGAUUUGUUACUCAAGACGAUGUUUUGUACCCUCACUUAACUGUCACGGAAACACUUGUAUUCACUGCCUUGCUUCGCUUGCCUAAAACCUUAUCACACAUUGAAAAGAUCGCGCAUGCUGAGGGUGUAAUUUCACAAUUGGGGUUGACGAAGUGCAAGGAUAGUAUUAGUGGAGGUCCAUUGUUGAGAGGUGUUUCUGGUGGUGAGAGGAAAAGAGUCAGCAUUGGGCAAGAAAUGCUUAUUAAUCCGAGUUUGUUGUUUUUGGAUGAACCAACAUCGGGCCUUGAUUCAACAACCGCUCAAAAGAUUGUGUCGACUUUGUGGGAUUUAGUGAAUGAUGGAAAGACAAUUGUGAUGACAAUACACCAGCCUUCUAGUAGACUGUUUUACAUGUUCCACAAAGUGUUGUUGUUAUCGGAAGGAAAUCCAUUGUACUUUGGCAGAGGUGAAGAUGUUAUGGGAUACUUUUCGCGCAUUGGAUAUUCACCUUUAGUCGCUAUGAAUCCCUCCGACUUCUUGUUAGAUCUUGCAAACGGCAUUGUAGAUGAUCCACAAGAAGAUCAAGCAUCGAUAAAGCAAACUUUAGUAAGCGCUUUCAAAAACAAUCUGUUGGAUGGAGUGAAGGAAGAAUUGCGAAAAUAUGAUGACAGUCAAGUUCAUGAUAAAUUACAGGAAGGCAAAUUCAAUCAAUGGGCAAACUCUUGGUGGCAGCAAUCCGCGGUGUUGUUUAGGAGAGGAAUGAAAGAGCGAAAACACGACUCCUUUUCAGUCCUCAAGGUUGGACAGGUCAUAGCGGUAUCCAUCUUGUGUGCAUUGUUAUGGUGGCGUUCCAGCGAAAUACAAGAUCAGAUUGGGCUCUUGUUCUUUUACUCUCAGUUUUGGAGCUUCUAUCCUCUCUUCCAAGCUAUAUUUACGUUCCCACAAGAAAGAAUGAUGCUGGAGAAGGAACGAUCCUCAGGGAUGUAUCGACUCUCUUCAUAUUUCAUGUCAAGAAUUAUUGUUGAUCUUCCAAUGGAACUAGUACUUCCAUCUGUUUUCGUCAUCAUAACAUACUGGACAACAGGCCUAAAACCCUUCGCGCUCAACUUCUUCUCUACCUUAUUCACCCUCCUCUUUAGCGUACUAGUCUCUCAAGGCCUCGGACUUGCACUUGGUGCAUUGGUCAUGGAUCAAAAAUCAGCAACAGUACUCGGUUCAGUUAUCAUGCUAUCGUUCACCCUAGUAGGCGGAUACUUUGUUCACCAUGUUCCUAUAUUCAUUAGCUGGAUAAAAUACAUAUCGGUUUGCCAGUAUACGUUCAAGCUCUUAGUAGGGGCACAGUUUCAAGCCGGGGAAACAUAUACCUGUGGCAUAAAUGCAACUUGUUACGUGCAAGAUUCCCCUGCGAUUAAGGCUGUAGGGCUCGGAGAUACAGCGAUAUCAAUUGUUGCAUUGGCUAUAAUGCUUGUGGCAUAUAGGUUCUUGGCUUAUUUAGCACUUGUGAGAAUUGGUGUGACAAAAAAAUAGAUAUGGAUUUUUUCUUCACAUUUGCUAGUCCAAUCUAUUUCAGAGUUAGUGAUGUUAAGAUAUUAUCUUUACCUUAGUUUAUGUUUUAUGUUACUUAGAUACAAGGUAGAAUGGCAUGAAGAUGCUAAUGAAAAUUAGCAUGGUGAACCAAUUGUAAUUUUUGAUUUGUCAUCAAAUAAUACAUUUGGGACA